Colletotrichum spaethianum is the source of this 1638-nucleotide messenger RNA. RefSeq lists its product as uncharacterized. Bases 1 to 1638 code for a protein of 545 amino acids. Gene Ontology annotation, molecular function: DNA-binding transcription factor activity; transcription cis-regulatory region binding. Lineage: Eukaryota; Fungi; Ascomycota; Sordariomycetes; Glomerellales; Glomerellaceae. The record is from RefSeq and is a predicted model, not a curated record. The transcript is spliced from 2 exons. Gene Ontology annotation, biological process: positive regulation of transcription by RNA polymerase II. Gene Ontology annotation, cellular component: nucleus.
AUGCACGAUCACUUCGCUUCCUAUCGCGACGGCGGCCCUCGCCACCAGGGCCAUCGCGACAGCGACGCAUCGAGCGCGGCAUCCAUCGUGCCGCAGCCUACGGCGCCGCCCCCGAGUUACCGCAGCAGCGCCGCCGCCAACAACCCCCUUGCUCCCGACGGCAUGAUGACCCCGCCGCCGAGCGAGAAGGCCGCGGCCGGGGAGAGAGAGUACCUCAACUCGCCCGAGGAGAUCCUGUACAUGCAGGUCUUCGUCGAAGAGGUCGGUGUGUGGAUGGACUCGCUCGAUAAGGAAAAGCACUUCUCCCGCCUCAUCCCCUACCACUCCCUCAAGUCGCCCAUGCUGCUCAACGCCUUCCUCGCCUGCGGCGUCAAGCACCUCACCCUCAUCAACCCGGCCUACCAGGACGACAAGGCCCUCUUCUACUACGACACUGCCACGACCCAGCUCCUCCGCAGCCUGCAAAACCCGGACCGUAACACGGGCGAGUGCGCCACCACCGCCGUCGUCCUCAACGUCUACGAGAUCAUGUCCGAGAAGCCCGCCCAGCGCAUGAACCACAUCGCCGGCGCCCGCGCGCUCAUCCGCGAGUGCAAGUGGGACGCCAAGUCGUCCGGCAUCGGCGCCGCGUGCUUCUGGCUCAACAUUGGCAUGGAGGUGCUGUCCUGCCUGGCGUUCAACUGGCAGACGUCGUGGGACCCGGACCAGUGGGGCCUGGACAUGGACUUCGCAGCCGACGGCGCAGCCGCCGCCGCUGCCGCGAGGUCGGCGUCGGGAGACGGCUUCGGCCAGGAGGAGUUGUGGGUGCAUCGGAUCCUGUACAUCGUCGCCAAGAUUGCCAACUUCCGCGCCACGAUCCCGCGGUUCCAGGAGCCGAGCCCGCACGACGAGCAGAUCCGCCUCGGCAACCGGCUCGCGCAGUGGCAGGACCUCAAGAGGCUGUGCGACAAGUGGAACAAUGCGUGCCCGAGGACGAUGCACCCCUUUGGCUACCUCUACCCCUCGCAGACGAGCUCCAAGUCGGCCUUCCCCAACGUUUGGCUCAUCAAGCGCGCCGCCAUCAUCGGCCGCCUCUUCUACCACACGGCCCAGUGCCUCCUCGCCCAGACCAACCCCAUGGAGCCGGGCAAGGCCUCGGAGGAGAUGCGCGCCCUGCAGCUGCACCACGCGCACCAGGUCUGCGGCAUCGUCGCGCACACAAAGGACCGCGGUGUCGCCUCCGUCGCGAUCCGCUCUCUCGCCAUCGCCUCGGCCGUCCUCACCGACCCGCGCGAGCAGGAGGAGGUCCUCGAGAUCCUCGAUAAGAUCCAUGCCGAGAGCGGCUGGCGUCUCGGCAAGAUCCACGGCGAGCUCAAGAAGGCCUGGGGCUGGCCCAGCCCGGCGCCCUCCCACGCCAACACUCCUGGCGACCACAGGGGCUCGGUCGGGUACGGGAGGUCCGGCCCCCCCGGGAACCCUCCCGCCAUGGCGACGUCGACCGCCUCGGCCCCGGGCUCAAGCGCCGCGUCGUCGGCGCCCAUGAAGGCGCUCGUCAACCCGCUGUCGUUUGCUGACUUUAGCCUGCCGAACCACCCGUACCAGAACUGGUACGAGCCGCCCAACCGCAAUAACUCGUACAGCUCGCAGAGCUUCCUAUGA